Molecule: messenger RNA, 1995 nt
Organism: Naegleria fowleri
Lineage: Eukaryota; Heterolobosea; Eutetramitea; Acrasida; Naegleriidae
Exons: 1
Coding region: 1-1995 (664 amino acids)
Biological process (GO): DNA repair
Cellular component (GO): Holliday junction resolvase complex; nucleus
Source: RefSeq, a predicted model, not a curated record
AUGAUUUCAAGUCAUUCAAAUGAAUGUAUUUGUCUCUCAAGUGAUGAUGAUGAGGAUGAAAUCAUAGAGAAUUCACCCCAAGUAGUUUUUAUAAAAUCAUCCUCUCGAGUUAUUAUAGCUUCAUCACCAACAACAACGAAUGGUGAUAAUAACAACAAAUUUUCAUCUUCUUCCGAUCGGAACAUUGCACUACCAAAGCCCGUCAACCGUGAUUACCCUUCUCAAGAGGAUGAUGUUUGUAUGAUAUUGAGCGACGAUGAUGAAGGAACAAUAAUGUACACAUCUCCUCCGAAAAGAAAUGAAACCAAUGGUACUACCAACACUAUCAAUCACUCUAACGAUCCGACGAACAAAACUUCUGGCUUUUCUACUUUGCUAUCAUCACCAGUUUUGUUCACAAAAUCAUCAUCUAACAGCUCCACAAUUCCUUUCGCUGAGAUGGGCAAUAAUCUAUUAAGCGAUGAAGAAGAAGAAGAUCAAUACAAACUUCCUUCCCCUCCAAUUUCCAUUCACUCUGAAAAACGAUCUUUCAAAGAAAACGAACUUUCUCAACCUGAAUGCUCACAAACAUUUUCAAAUCAUCAAACUAUUUUUCCAUCUCAAUCAAUGGAAUACAGUGAUUCUCAAAGUAGCUCACAAUAUUAUGAAAGCCAAUCACAGACAUUUGGAUCUUGUUCUCAAAUAAGUUUUUCCCCCAGCAGAAAACAAGUGUUUAAGAAAAUUGCAAUAGGAAAAUUUGCUUCAACAGAAAUUGUGACCACAUUUGAUGAAAAUUUGAAAUCUAGCGUUGGGGGAGAUGACAUAAUUUCUGAUUUUACUCAAAACAUUGCUUCUACAGAUGCAAGCUUGGUCAAUAUCACAAAGUUACCAAUUGCUCACUCCAUUCAAUGGAAACGAAGACUUGCGUUGGAUUAUGUGUUAUUUGUUUUUCAAAAACAGAAAAGAGAUCCAAGUCAUUCUAUUCGAUAUGACCCUUCUAACAUGGAGAGUCAAACUGUAGAAUUUUAUAUUCCAUCAGUGGCUAUCAGAAUGACUGGAGCAUCGUUUCUCAAAAUUUAUUCUGCCUCCAAAGACAGUGAUACAAAUAUACUACACAAAUACUUGAAUGACGUCAUUCAGAGGUUAGAUAGAGAGGGGAACAACAUACUUAUGCAGGAACAUGUUUAUCCUCAUUUAAAAGGAGAUAAAUUCAAUAUUAUUCUCAUCAUUGAAGGUCUCAAUGAAUGCAUUAAGAAGUAUGAAAACGAACAAUAUCAACACUCAUUACAGUCUUCCAAGAAAAAAAAGAAACCAAACAACCCUCCAUCAGAGCAGCCUAAAAGGAAGCUGUUUCAAAAAGAUGAUAUCGAGAAAUUUAAAUUGAAAACAUUAUUUACAUUAGAGAGAGUUCAAUUUGUGGAAACAAAAAACGUUACUCACACGUUAUCUAUUUUGAAAGGAAUUACAACUCGAUUUCAAAUAGCUCCUUAUAAGAAAAUCACUUCUGCUGUGGAUUUUAUUCAAAAGCCAUCGGCAGGAGUAAAUUCGGUUGACUCUUGGACAAUGCAACUGAUUCAAAUUCCAAAGAUAUCUGAAAAAUCAGCCAAACUAAUUGCCCACCAGUAUCCAUAUUAUGCAAGUUUGAUGAAGGCUUACCAGAGAUGUAAAAGUGAAACAGAAAAGAGACUUCUUAUAUCUAGCAUCAAGAAUGGAGACAAGAGAUUGGGAGACGCAGUGUCUCGGGCGCUCUAUAACUUUUAUUGUGUUGACAAUGAAAGUGUAGAAAUUAUGGAAGAGAAUAGCAAUGUUUCAGGACUCUCUGAAGAAGAAAGCAACUCUCAACGUUGUGAAACCAUUGUUCACUCACAACAAGCACCUCCUAAAAAGAAGACUCAACAAUCUAGAAAAAAGAAAAAAACAGCCUCAACAACAUCAUUUAAUGUUGAACAUUCUCACAAGUCUUCAUCUCGACCCAGUGAUGAGAGCGAGAAUAUUCUUUUUGAGAAUUUACUCUAG